ACGGUCACACUGCCACAAAUACAAUUUGAAAUAUAAACGCCGCUUAGCUGCAUCGAAAAAGCAGAACAUUUUUGGUGAAUGUAAACUAAUAUUGUGUUUUUAAACAACUUCGAUUAGCAUGGAUGCGGCCAAAUUGAGCGCCGUUCGGAUUGCGGUCCGCGAGGCGCCGUACCGCCAGUUUUUGAGGCGUCGGGAGCCCAGCGUCAUUCACUUUCCGCCAUGGAGCAACGGGAAGUCGUUAAUGGUGGAGCAGAAUGAGUUCAACUUCGAUUACGUCUUUCCCGCGUCCAUCAGCCAGGAUGAGAUGUACCAGGCGCUGAUCCAGCCGCUGGUGGACAAGCUCAUCGAGGGAUACCCGUGCACCGCACUCGCCUACGGGCAGACGGGAACGGGCAAGAGCUACUCUAUGGGCAUGGCCCCACCCGACAAGCCCGAGCACCUGGGUGUUCUGCCUCGAGUUCUGGCCGAAAUUUUGGAUCGCGUGACCGCCAGGCAGGAAAACCACAAGGAUCCCAUUCGGGUGUACGCCUCCUUCAUAGAGAUCUACAAUGAGAAACCCUACGAUCUGCUAAGCUCCACGCCACAUAUGCCCAUGGUGGUGGCGCGUAGCCAGCAAUGCACCUGCCUUCCUUUGCACAGUCAGGAGGAACUGCAGUUCAUAUUGGAACUGGGCACUCGGAAUCGACGCGUUCGUCCCACCAAUAUGAAUUCCAACAGUUCUCGAUCUCAUGCCAUAGUCACCAUUCAUGUGAAGAGUGAAACCCAUCACUCCAGGAUGAAUAUUGUGGAUCUGGCCGGUUCGGAAGGCGUGAGGCGUACUGGGCACGAGGGCGUGGCCAGGCAGGAGGGCGUCAACAUCAAUCUGGGCCUGUUAAGCAUCAACAAGGUUGUGAUGGCCAUGGCGGCGGGCCACAUGGUGAUUCCAUACCGCGACAGCGUCCUCACCACAGUUUUGCAGGAGUCGCUCACCGCGCAGUCGUAUCUGACCUUUCUGGCCUGCAUCAGUCCGCAUCGAUGCGAUCUCACCGAGACGAUGUCCACGUUGCGUUUUGGCACCGGUGCCAAGAAGCUUCGCCUGAAUCCGAUGCAAAUGGCGCAGCAGAAGCAAUUGCUGGCCGCACGGACACCACACGUCUUCCGCCAGGUGCUGAGCACCUCGACGGUCACCGGCAACCAGACGCCGAAAUCAAAAUGCAGCACGGUCAAACCGCUGACCGGCGGGCUCCGUCGAACCCGCUCCGAACUUGGCAUGACGCCCAAAGCCAAGAAAAGGACUCGCAUGAUAUUGGGGCAGGAGGAGACCACGCUGGAGCCCUCGUCCGUUCACAGCACGGACAGCUGCCAAACUCUGUUAGGCUUCCACUGCGACAUCGAUCAAGAUAGGGAUCUGAUGCCCCCACCAGGGGUUGAGCCUAGCCAACCCAGCAGGCUGCACUCCACCGCAAUGACCAUUGCCGAAGAGAUCGAACCCGAGCCCGAGGAGCCGUCCACAGUGGAACAACCAAUAAAUCCCACCACAGCACGCUACCAGCUUUUCCACACGAACAUUAGCCCCAUUAGUUUGCGGGCAUCCAGCAGUCAGCGGGAAGUUAGCGGCCUCCAGCCAAUGGAGGAUACAACAGUGCCUUUGGCAAUGCAAUCAUGCCUUCGUCGCUCAGCGCGUAUAGCAAAUCGCCAAAGCAGCGCCGUUCCACGAGUAAUGAAUUUGCGGCGCAGCCGGCGGCUGGCGGCAUUCCGGGAACGUGACACUUCCGUUGCUGUGAAAACCGAGACAGUGACCACACCGCCGCGAGUUAAUGAUGGAGCGCAGAACGUAAAACCCAAUGAAUGGUUGGCCAAUCAUAUUAAAACCUUUCUGGACCAGCUUAACAAUGGAACCGCUAGGGAGCUGCAAAACAUUCCAGGGAUCGGUUCAAAGACAGCCUUAAGCUUGACCCUGUACAGAUCCCGCCUGGGUGGCUUCCAAAAUCUUAACCAAGUCAAAUCCUUGCCCCUCUGGCCCGGAAAUCGAUGGAAAAGGAUUUGUGAAGCGAACUGUCUCGAAACUUGAUUAGUACUUACCAUUUAAAAUAAUUUUGUAAGUUUGUAAUUUUUGUGCCAAAUACUUUUACUUUACAAAUUCUCGACUAUAGGUAGAAAAUAAAAGGAGCCGGAUAUCCUAAAAGAAUUAA
Drosophila santomea is the source of this 2171-nucleotide messenger RNA. It is a transcript of the gene nod, whose product is annotated as kinesin-like protein Nod. The transcript is spliced from 7 exons. Gene Ontology annotation, biological process: mitotic spindle organization; microtubule-based movement. Bases 119 to 2050 code for a protein of 643 amino acids. NCBI's taxonomy places the organism in Eukaryota, Metazoa, Arthropoda, Insecta, Diptera, Drosophilidae. The record is from RefSeq and is a predicted model, not a curated record. Gene Ontology annotation, molecular function: ATP binding; microtubule binding; microtubule motor activity.